Molecule: messenger RNA, 4660 nt
Organism: Nerophis ophidion (straightnose pipefish)
Lineage: Eukaryota; Metazoa; Chordata; Actinopteri; Syngnathiformes; Syngnathidae
Gene: edrf1
Product: erythroid differentiation regulatory factor 1
Exons: 23
Coding region: 424-4161 (1245 amino acids)
Biological process (GO): positive regulation of DNA-templated transcription
Source: RefSeq, a predicted model, not a curated record
CCAAAACCGGAAGUUGUUGUGUGUCGCCGUCGAUAGUGACGGCUUGCUGUUAGGCGGAGGAGAAGUUAAAGUUCUUAUUUCGGGACUUCACUUGACUAAAGGUUACAGAAUAAGACAAGGAGGAUGACUCGUUUCGGUAUAUAUAUGUGACAUUUUACCGUCCGUCCGUUUCUACCGCUUAUUCUCUUUGGGGGCGCUGGUGCCUAUCUCAGCUACAAUCGGGCGGAAGGCGGCGUACACCCUGGACAAGUCAGGUUUGACAUUUUACCACACGCGGGUUUCCUCUCUGGACUCGCGGUAUUGUCGAAAAGCUAGCUAGCUAGCCAAACUCACGUCAACAACUUAUGUAGUCCACGGACUACCCACGCCGGGGAAAACUUGCCGAGGUCUAAUUGUGUUUCUGUGCCUGGUCCUGUGUCCACUAUGUGUGAUCCAGCUGCAAUUACGACAGAUAAUGCCCAGGAAAAAAACACCAUCUCUGUGAUGGACGACAGCAAGCAGGACUCAGCCAUGUGUUCCAGCAGCGGUGAAAUCAAGAGCAGUGCUGUUGUCAAAUACUGUGCGGCCCCACCUCCAAGCACAUAUGCCCUCCUGCAGGAGAAGACCGACCUGAAGCUACCGCCUGCCAACUGGCUGAGAGAGAACUCCCAGCUGGGUAGUGCUGGCACCACCGUGUUGGGCUCCAGCAGCAAGAGCAAGCCCUUUUCAAGUUUCGGGAUGGCGUAUGAUUUUAUUGACUGCAUCGGGGAUGACGUUGAUGUCGUAUCUGACUCUGAGAACAUCAAGAAGCUCUUGAAAAUCCCCUACAGCAAGUCCCAUGUCAGCAUGGCCGUGCAUCGCGUGGGUCGCACCCUUCUUUUGGACGAGUUGGACAUUCAAGAGCUAUUCAUGAGAUCGUCUCAGACCGGGGAUUGGACGUGGCUGAAAGACUUUUACCAGCGACUGAUGGAUAAGAAGUGGCAGAGGAAAAAGAAGAGCAAAGAGCACUGGUAUCAAAAAGCCAUCCUCUCCAAGUUUCUCUACUACAGUAUUAAUGGCGACUGUGCCGCCGAGCCUGUAGAGGACAACUUGAACGAUGGCGACUGCGGGGCGCAGGAGUUCAGCUCUUCGUGGCCCACCGCCUUCACCAGCUCCAACACGGAUGCAGAGUCUGCUGCUUGUAAACAGGAAAGCGUGCCCAUGGACAGCAAAUACGCUCUGGGCCAGGUGACGGCGGUGCCACAUGAGCAGAACCUGCUGGCACUCUUUAACGAGGGCGAGAACAGUCAGGGUUUGAGAAACGAUUUUGUGCGAAACAUCAUGUGGACCUUUGAGGACAUCCACAUGUUGGUUGGAUCCAACAUGCCUAUUUUCGGAGGAGGGCGCUACCCGGCCGUCAGCCUCAAACUCAGGGACGACAAUAAACCAAUCAACAUCCUGACCGGUAUCGACUACUGGCUGGACAAUCUAAUGUGUAACGUUCCAGAACUGGUUAUGUGCUUUCACGUCAACGGCAUCGUUCAGAAGUACGAGAUGAUAAAAACCGAGGACAUCCCGCAUCUGGAAAACUCGAUGUUUUCCACCAGGGUGGUGAAAGACAUUGCUCAGAACAUCCUCUCAUUCCUCAAGUCCAACUGCACCAAAGAGGGUCACACCUAUUGGCUUUUUAAAGCGAGUGGGAGCGACUUCGUGAAGCUUUAUGAUCUCACAACGCUGUGCGAAGAGGCCGAGGAGGAGAAUAGCCACAAUCCCUUCACGCUUCCUGUGGCUGUGUUACUUUACAAAGUGGCAUGCAACCUAAUGCUUAAAGCCAGUGAAAACCGAAAACACUAUGGGACAAUCCGAACUCUGCUUUUAAACUGUGUCAAGCUUCUGGACCAGGACAGGCAUCCCCAGAUAAUCGCAUCGGCGCUUUACAUGUUGUCGGAGCUCUUCCAGCUGGAUGAGUCUCAGGAGGACGACGACGGAGGGGAAUCGCUGCGGUCUUGUGGCUCAGAGGACGGCUACAGUAAUGACGACCGCGAGGAAGACGAGGAUCUGGAGGAGGACAGCGAGGACAGCGGCUCAGACAGCAACGGCCCUCAGGGUGACAGUAAAGCCGUGGCCGUCAUCCGCUCCGUCGGAGAGCUAUCUGUCCCAGAGAAAUACAAAUCCACUCAGCUCAUCCGACCUGGUUGUGCUUUUCCCGUAUCGCAAGACAAGGAGGAACGAUGCAGACACGUCCUAAACUACGUGUUGAAGGGGCUGAAGGCAGUGGACGGCAGCAUCAAGAAGGAGAGCGACCUCCCAGCGGUAGACCCCAACAUACCCAUCCCCCUCAAGUAUGAGGAUGGAAGUGCAGGCAAAGGCUGUGCUGCCGAGAAAGGCAUCUCUCCUCUCCUUGAAAGAGCAGGGCCCCUGCAGGCAGACCAGAAGCACCCAACCCGCUCGGGGAUGAUUCCUGGCACGUGGCAGCACCAAAUGAAGCUGCAGCUCUUCCUCAAGGCCGCCAAGGCGUACUACGUCUUGUCUGACGCCGCAACCAACCUGCUGAAGUACGGCCGAGCCUUGCGCUACAUCAAGUUGUCGCUGCAGUGUUACGAUGCGUAUUGUUGCAUUGGCAGCACGCUCCACCCGCAGGUGCUGCUCUUCCACAGCCAGUGCCUCUCUCUGUGCGGGGACAUCCAGCUGAUGUUGGCCCAGAAUUCCAACAACCGGGCGGCUUACCAGGAGGAGUACAGCUACCAGACCAAAGAGGACCAAGAGAUCCUACACAGUCUGCACAGGGAGAGCAGCUGCCAAGCCUUCAACAUGGCGACCGACCUGGCCACGGACCCCGAGUACCAGCUGUUUGUGAGCGGCAAGUGCUACGAGGCUGCCUACGAGCUGCUGGUUUCGCACACCUUGAAGGAGGACGCGCCCGAUCACCUGGCCCAGGUGCUCAAACGGCUGGGGAACAUCCGCAACGAGAUGGGCGUCUACUACAUGAACCAGUCGGCCGCCAUGCAGACGGAGAAAGGUGAGACCGGCGAGGACCCUUGGGACGGGACAUAUUGCCGUGUUCUAAAGCCCGGGUCUUCUUUUGCAGUGAAGACCUCGGUGUCGGUGGCCGAGCAGGACAUGUGGAAGAAGAGUUUUGCCUUCUUCGAGAAAGGCAUGAAGGACUUUGAGGCCAUCGGGGACAGCACCAACAAGGCCUUGUUGCUGUGCAACACGGGCAAGUUGAUGAGAAUCUGUGCUCAGGCUCACUGCAGCGCCCCCGCUGAUGACAGAGGGGAGUUCUCCCCUGAAGAGUCGCUCUACUACCACAAGGCUAUAGACUACUACCUGCGGGCCAUGAGGUCACUGUCAUGCAGAGACAACCACCCGGGAGUGUGGGACAGCGUCAACUGGGAACUGUCCACCACAUAUUUCACCCUGGCUACUCUUCUGCAGGACUACGCUCCGCUCUCCAGGAAGGCCCCGGAGCAGAUCGAGCGGGAGGUGACCGAGUCCAUGAUGAAGUCGUUGAAGUACUGCGACCUGCAGACCGAGUCGGCCCGCCAGCCGCUCUACCAGUACAGAGCCGCCACCAUCCACCACCGCCUGGCCUCCAUGUACCACAGCUGCUUCCGCAACCAGGUAGGAGACGAGCGCCUAAGGAAGCACCAUCGCAGCCUGGCCGAGCUCCACUACAGCAAGGCCAUCUACUUGUUCCUCAGCCUCAAAGACGCGCCCUGCGAGCUGCUGCGCGCCCUCCUGGAGAGGGUGGCCUUCGCCGAGUUCACCAUGGCGGCUCAGAGCAGCAGCGCGGCGAAGCAGAAGAGCCUGACCGCAGCUCUGGACAUCAUGGCGGAGACUCGCUUUGCGUUCCAGAUGAUCCACGCAGAACUUCUGGAGGAGCAGCGAGAAGGAAGUCAUGCCAACAUGUCUUCUCCCGACUGUUCCGGAUUGGACCUCCAGGAAGUGACGAAGUUGAUCCCCCUGUUCGAGUCGCGCUUCUCCGACCUGCUUCUGCAGCUGAUAAAACUCAUCGCCAAAACCAAACGGAAGCCCAGCAAAAGCGACGAGGAGCUGCUGAAGACCUACAAGAAGGUUUACUCCAAGCUGCUGCGCUGCGACAAAAACACGGCGCUCCUCGCCCGAGUGCAGCUCUAUGCCGAGCUCCUGCAGCUUCUGGCACCGCAGACCGGAGGUAACGACGCCGUCGAUAUGGUUUCGUGACAAAGUAUCACCAAUAUUUAAAGACUCUUUUUUUUUUUUUUUUUCAUCGUCAUUUACAAUAACUGCGUAUUUCUGCAGUAAAGACAUUGGGAUUAGAUUUCAAUGCGAUUGUACCAAAGAUACAAAAAACACAAUGACCUUUUAACAAGUCGCUAUUUUAACAGGAUUUCUUCAGGAAUUAAUCAGAGCAAUAACCCUUUUAUAAUUUUUCAUCACUCAGUUCACAGCACUCAGACUAGGAGUGUAAAUAAAUGGAGUAUAACAUCAGUUGUUACAUGACUGACGCCAUUUCCACGCAAUGAAGCCUUCCCAGGAGAUGAUUAUUUAUAUUUUUGAUAUGUGGAGCUUUCAUUAAUGCUGUGAACAUCAAGUUUUGUUUACUUUGCUUGAACACCACAGUGCAAUUGUCCACAUGUGUCACUGUAUGUACAUUAUAAACACCGUUGCUGUGUCAUUGCAAUACAGGAAUUGUAUGCACCUUUGCAUCAUCUACUUCUAA